This is a messenger RNA of Malania oleifera, 924 nucleotides long. RefSeq lists its product as uncharacterized. Gene Ontology annotation, cellular component: chloroplast. The transcript has 3 exons. NCBI's taxonomy places the organism in Eukaryota, Viridiplantae, Streptophyta, Magnoliopsida, Santalales, Ximeniaceae. The coding region runs from base 123 to 635 and encodes 170 amino acids. The record is from RefSeq and is a predicted model, not a curated record.
AAGUUGAUCAAAACGACUUCGUUUCGUCUGCGGAUGCUCCCGGGUUGGCCUCCAGGCCUUCCAGGCCACAGGCCUCUACAAAGCUAGAAAAAAGAGACUUGGGAUAUUUUCAGAGACGAAAAAUGGGAGCAAUUUCACUCUUCCCUGUCUCCCUCUCUUGUAUACUGCGACCUCAUUAUUCCCCUUCGCAAACCCAUUUCUCGACUCCCAUUUUUUCUUCAUUUGUAAAUCUCAAAUCAACAAGUUUUCGCAGCAAAACAGUUAUUUCUGGAAGCAAUCCAAAUGAUGCAAAUGAGGCUUUGUCCUUUGACGAAAACGGCCGAGUUGAUGAUAUGGAUGGUUAUCUGAACUACUUGUCCCUUGAGUAUGAUUCGGUUUGGGACACCAAGCCAUUCUGGUGUCAACCGUGGACUAUAACACUGACUGGAGUAGUGGUGGUUGCCUGUAGCUGGCUAAUUUUGCACUCAAUAAUGGUCACUGCUGUUGUUCUCUUUCUAAUUUGCACGUGGUGGUACAUCUUUCUGUAUUCUUAUCCCAAGGCAUAUUCAGAUAUGAUAGCUGAGCGUAGGCGGAAUGUGACUCAUGGCGUUGAAGACACAUUUGGUUUUGGAAGAAAUACCAACGAUUUGAGAUAGAAGCGGUUGCUGGAUCUGUUAAAGGCAACAGGGCUUAAAGGUGUGAGUGUCUCAUUAGGUUGUAUUCACAGGGAAAGAUCUGUGAUGCAGCGAUUGGAUUGUGUCUUUCAUGCCAUUUUGAAGACCAAUAUAAAUGCAUUUUAGCGAAUAGGAACUGUCUAGUUACACAAGUCCUUGUUUUGAUUUUGAGGAAAAGAGAGGGUAAAUAAUGUCAGGUCAGACCUGCGUAUCAUUGUAAUUUUUAUAAAGCAAUGUUGGCACUACAAAGCCAUUUUCUAUUGUUUAAAAA